CAAGUAUCUGUACGGAUACAGUAUCACUACAGAACUAUUGCAUUAUCCACGCGUGAGCAAACUGCGUGAAUCGUCAGCGACUGUUUCCCAGCCCUCGCCUGACGUCACGGCCGCAGAGAACGAGUUUCUGCGAGCUAGCCGCAGGUGGGACCGAUACAGAGCGCAGCUUCUCCGCUCAGACGCGUUCGCAUUGCCGCAACUCGGGCGGUACGUGCAGUGUGCGAUUUACACCGUGUACCGAGACAGACAGAGAGGACAACAUAAACCAUGGGCAAACUGCAGCAUUUCGAUAUCAGUUUUAACAACAACAAAGUGGUCUAUGGCCCCGGGGAGACGAUUUCAGGAACUGUGACGAUUUAUCUCAAUAACCCUUUGCCGUUUAAAGUCAUUAAAGUGAACUGCGGGGGAUUGUGUGGCGUCUCGAGCAAGAUGAACGACACCACGUGGACAGUGGAGGAACCCUACUUCAACAGCACACUGACACUAGCAGAUAAAGGCACUCUUCCUGCAGGGGAGCACACCUACACAUUCCAGUUUCUACUACCAGUCUCUGCCCCGACCUCGUUCGAAGGCUCGUUUGGGAAGAUCACGUACCGCAUGAGAGCGGUGAUUGACACGCCUCGCUUCGCAAAGGACUACAAGGUCCAGAAGCCCUUCUACCUGCUGAGCCUGCUCAACCUCAACGAGGUCCCCGAUAUCGAGCAGCCCAGCACAGCCACCACCACGAAGAAGUUCAGCUACCUGCUGGUGAAGACGGGCACGGUGACACUGACAGCGAGCAGCGACCUGCGAGGGUACGCCCCGGGACAGGUGAUCAAGCUCUCCAUGGAGCUGUACAACAAGUCAGGCAAGGACACGGGCAGCAUCAUCGCCAGCCUCAUCCAGAAAGUGACGUACAAGUCGAAGCGGGCGAUCUACGACCUGCGCACCAUCGCGGAGGUGGAGGGGGCAGGGGUGAAGGGUGGGAAGAACGCAGAGUGGAAGGAGCAGAUCAUCGUGCCCCCCCUGCCCCAGUCCGAUCUGAGGGGCUGCACCCUCAUUGAGAUCGACUACUUCAUCCAGGUUUCUUUGAAGUAUCCGGAGGUGCAGGUGACAUUACCCAUCUACAUCGGGAACAUCUCCAUCAACAGCCCCCCCAUCACCCCCUCCCGACCCCCCAGGCCUGCCCCCCAGGUCCCCCACAGCGUGACCCCCAGCGCCCCCCCUGUGGAGGACGACCUGGCCAGCGGGAUGGACAGCGAGGAGAUCCCCACCAAGAGCCACUCCCAGCAGCAAUCCUACGGAGACCAGCCCCUGCCCGCCUUCUCCCCCACAUCCUUCAGCUACGCCCCGGGCCUCGGCUUCCCCGAGCACUCUCAGUCGGACCCCAGCGGGACCUCCACCGGGCCCCUCUUCUGCGUCUCCACGGGGAACACCAUCCCGUAUUUCACCGAGGGAGCCGCGGCACCCGUCCCGACAGCCUGUCCCCUCAUCCUGCCUCCUGAGUACAGCACCUGGGGUCACCCCUACGAGUCUCCUCCGUCCUACGAAGACAGCUGCAGCAGCAGCACUGAUGGGAGAUAGAGCCGGAGAGGGAUCUGUCUGUCUGCUCCUGCACUGCACACAGUAACACAGCAGCCUGCCUGCCUCCCCAUCGAGGCAUUUUAUACAUUCUGUAUCUUUUUACUGUUCUUGGAAAAGGGAUCGCUGUUUCUCCCUGUCCUGCGAAUAAACAUUUUAUCAGAAGAGAGAGAGAGGAGAAACUAUUGUAAUAAUAAUAAUAAUGCUGAUGAUCUCUGUUUCUUGGAUGAUUCUACUUGGGCUCCAGUCCUUGGAUAGUUUUCAGUGCUGUAUACCUGGAUAAACCGUGUUCAGCACAAACCGGGACCCGAGAUUUUAUACUUCGAUUCCUUUCUAGUUGUAUUUGUUUGUUGAAUACUAGCAUCUGUGAUGCCUUAAACUGAAAUACUACUGACUCUCCGUCGCGUCUCCUUUUUUAUAUCGCUACCAAAGCUGGCCUUUUACAAACGCAAACGUGCUAAAACAAAAUUUAAAAUUCACUCCUAUAACCAAAAAAAGAAAACGGGGGGCGGGGGAGGCUGGAAAAACACAGAUGUCAAAUGAGAACUCCUGGGUCUGAGCUGCAGAAUAUUCAAACGACACGGAUUACAGAACACAACGAGCCUUAAACUACGGGAGGAAAGCAGACGUUCAGACGAGGGGGGCGACUGCAAACACAGCGGCUGUGUAAAAUGUGCUGCAGCACCAGGAAUGGGAAGGGAUAAACUGAAUCAGUGUACACUAAUAUCUAGCACUGACCCAUUCAUUAAUAGCACAGCACUGGUCUCGCACCUCCUGGGUACUGCAAGUAUGCACAAUACCAGAAUGGCAUACAGUAUAACAUCUCCACAGCCUGAGCUCGACGUCUUGUAUUCAAAAAGCAUUGGCCAUUCGUAAUACUGCAGAUAGCGCCCCCCUGCCUGCCUGCCUGCCUCAUGGAUGAAUUGAAAUACUGCACCGCCAUGGCAAGAGGUACCCGGACAAGGAGGUGACAGAGGGAAGAGAGAGGGGAGGGUUCUUUUGAAGUUGCUGCAGUUGGAAGCCGCAGCCCUUCCUCCCUGUCUGAAGUGAGCCUGCUUGUUAACAUCACUGAUGAACUUGUAGUGCCUGUGUGCUUUGCGUCGCAGCACGGAGCAGCGCUGAGCUGCUGUCCCAUCCUCCUCCUUGAGUAAUGGGGUUCAUUGGAAAUCCUGGAGCAGCGCUGAGCUGCUGUCCCAUCCUCCUCCUUGAGUAAUGGGGUUCAUUGGAAAUCCUGGAGCAGCGCUGAGCUGCUGUCCCAUCCUCCUCCUUGAGUAAUGGGGUUCAUUGGAAAUCCUGGAGCAGCGCUGAGCUGCUGUCCCAUCCUCCUCCUUGAGUAAUGGGGUUCAUUGGAAAUCCUGGAGCAGCGCUGAGCUGCUGUCCCAUCCUCCUCCUUGAGUAAUGGGGUUCAUUGGAAAUCCUGGAGCAGCGCUGAGCUGCUGUCCCAUCCUCCUCCUUGAGCUGCCCACACUAAUGCCUUACUUACUUAGGUGAUUGUGGUUCUUUUGUGUGUGUUUUUUAUUCUAUAAAAAGGGAAGCGAAAGGUCAAAUUGAUUUGUUCUAAAGGGUAUCGCAGCACAAGUGUCUCAAGGGACUGCAAGGUGUUUAUGGUGGAGAAGAGACGUUGACUACGAGACACACUGAUGCACUUUGGACGACUGUGUGUAAGGCAUUAGGGGUAAAAUGAAUAUGCAGAUAUUCUCAUAUUAAUAUUCAUGAAUCAGGCUAUGCGCACCGCACAGUCAAGGGUUAAAUCAGCUCCUGUGAUUUAAUGCAGUAUUUAAAGUGGCAUUAACUGCUCUGCAAUCCAAACUAUGCAACUGCACGGUACCUGCCGUUGUCUUUAGGCUUGUGUGCUUCUCAUUUCCAAAUUCGAUCAGAACUGUUCUGGCAGAUCCACCAUGCAAUCAUUAUUCUAUCAAUAAGAAGAUCUAUUGAUCCGAACUAGUUAAAGGUAUUGAGAAAUCUCUGUGUUCUGACGUUACUUGGCGAUAGGGGGCGGGGUCAGUGUUUUAUUUCUUGGCUUUAGAACAGAAGGAGAAUUCUGUAUUUGUGAGCCUGUAUUUGACUGGGAAUUCACUCUGUUGUCUUGCAUAGAACACUGAGAGUGACGGGGGAAAAUUCCAAAGUGGAGGUGCAGAGAGAGAGAGAGAGAGAGAGAGAGGUGAUAUUAAGAUUGUAUUUGUCAUUAAUAGCUGAAAGUGGGCUCAAUGAAAUGAUUUAAUCUGUGUGAGCAGUCUCUAUUCUAGACCUGGCUUAACCUGUGGACUGCUCAGAAACUGUGUAGAGCAGUCCAAGCAGUGCAGAAGCAGCAGGCAUCAGUCCUCGCAGUGUGCUGUAUUCGGUCAGUCUGCUUUCACUUGAAACCAGGGAAUUUUAAAUUUAACUGCAUUUUUUAAAAAAAACACAUACUUCAGUUAAUUUACAUAUAAAAUGCAUCAGGGUCUAGGUGCAGGGAGAAAACAUGUCUGUAGCGAUGCUGGUCCGCUAGAGUAGUGACCAGUGAAACUAACAAGGCUGCAUAAGCUGCUGGGUCCACACAAGCACCCUGCUUUCUCUGGUUAAAAUGAAGAACCUGCAAUCUUGAAUACCUCGUUAGUUUGUGGGUCCAACGGGGGGUACCCUGAUUAUUUCUUAAAGGCAUAUUUCAGACAUUUAUAAGAGCAACUACCUAUCCGACAGCUUCACUGAAUAACUGAAUGCAUGAGAGGGAGAGAGUGUGUGUGUGUGUGUGUGUGUGUGUCUCACUCUGUGUGUGUGUGUGUGUACCAAAUAUGAAAAAUUAUUAUAUAAAUCUUAAACUAUCCAAAUGAAAGAAUGAAGGCUUUUUUUUUUUUCUUUGGUGAACUUGUCUUUUUGUAAUCUAUCCGUAAGGGACAGUAAAUCAUAUAAAACUGGAAGCAAUGUCUAAAUAAAACUGCUACACACGGACCUGUUUUUAAUAUUAUUUUCAGUUGUCUAUUUAUAGCGUUUUUGUCUUUUUUUUGCACAAAAAAGGUUCUACAGCUUUAUUAACUACUGUUUUGUUUUUCUACUAUUUUUUACAAUGUUUCUACUCCAGAUUAUUCUUAUUUUAUUUGUAUUUUAUUUUUGGACAGUUUGCCAUGUACAUGUGUGACUGCAAUCAAUCUGUUUUCUGUAUUUAACCACUGAUUUCAAAAUAGCACCUUAGAGUUUUAAUUUUACAUAUUUUAAAGUGUUACAUAAUCAUUAUUGUAAUAGGUACUAAUAAAAAAUAAAUUCUCA
Acipenser ruthenus (sterlet) is the source of this 4803-nucleotide messenger RNA. RefSeq names its product arrestin domain-containing protein 1-like. Bases 268 to 1563 code for a protein of 431 amino acids. Gene Ontology annotation, biological process: protein transport. NCBI's taxonomy places the organism in Eukaryota, Metazoa, Chordata, Actinopteri, Acipenseriformes, Acipenseridae. The record is from RefSeq and is a predicted model, not a curated record. Gene Ontology annotation, cellular component: cytoplasm. Gene Ontology annotation, molecular function: ubiquitin protein ligase binding; ubiquitin-like ligase-substrate adaptor activity. The transcript has 8 exons.